GCGCUUGCCCGGUUGGAAGAAAUUGGUAACAUUCACGCAGUGACACAGCAGGAGAGAGAUCAACUUACCCAGGAGAAAGAUACUUUGCAAAGCCGUCUGCAUGAUACGCAGUCAGCGCUUGAAGAUUGUAAGGAAUACAUUGCGACUUUACAGAAAAAGGCCAGAGAAGACAAACGGAAUCGCGCGAAGGCGGCAAUCGAACUGAGUCAAAACAUUGCUUUGGAACGGGAAAACCUUGUUCGUCAGCUUGACAGCUUGAGCAGACUUGUUAAUCGUAAACUACUGGAUGAUCGCGAAGAGCGAAAUCACCGCCGAGUAAGUGGAACUGUGCAGUCCACCAGCAUCAUCAGGGAGGGAGAAACAAUUCCACUGCCUCUAACCCAUCCGGAAGAACCUGGGAAAGACAGAAUGGUUACUUGCCGUAUCACACACGAUCACGGUCUCGUAUGCGAAGCGGAGUUUGGGAAGACGGAUUCGCGUUCAAUGGGUUCAACUGGGAUUUCGAAAGCAAGACGAGGUUCCAUUAUGGCAGCUUAUUUUGGACCUGUUGUGUUCACCAAGUUUGUCGCCAAACUGUCACGACGCGCUCAGACGGAGAAAGCACAUGUGCGGAGAGUGACGCAUCCCCAAGGUCACAAUCGGUACGACACGUCCGGAAAGCAGCUAAAAUAUUACUAUGCGCUUCCGGUCUUGUUAUUUUCCAAUAGCCUAUCGCGACGUGGAUCUUCCGAAAAUGACUUAACAGGUAUCAUGGAGGGGGUUGAAUCGGAUAACGAAGAAGUGUUUAAAACAGUUCGAUGGAGCAGCGUUCAAGGCCCAUUUGGUUCAAUGGACGAGGCUAAGGUUGAAACAGUACUACCGGGAUUGGCUGCUGUUGAUCAACUUUCAUUUAGAUCCGAUGACGGCGCUGUAUCCGUCCAUUAUUCCAUUCUUUUAUUACCGAAUUAUAGGUUUCGCGGCCUGACACGACAAUACUACCGCCGAGCUGACGCUGUCAUCCUUGUCUAUGACGUCACCAAUAUACAGAGUUUUUUGUCCGUGCGCAAAUGGGUACAAGAGGUUCGGGACAACACUGAUGAGUACACAGUGCUCAUGAUACUGUCGAACAAAAUUGACUUAUUACCCGAGGUUUCCUCAGACCAGUAUCCUACCAAGAACGACCUGGAUGCUCUUUGCACAGAAAACGGUGCGAUCGGAUUUGAAGUUAGCGCAGCUUUGGGUCAGAAUAUUGAACUCGCAUUCAACGACCUAACAAAGUAA
Messenger RNA from Opisthorchis viverrini, 1260 nucleotides. RefSeq lists its product as hypothetical. The record is from RefSeq and is a predicted model, not a curated record. The annotation marks the transcript as partial. Gene Ontology annotation, molecular function: GTP binding; GTPase activity. Lineage: Eukaryota; Metazoa; Platyhelminthes; Trematoda; Opisthorchiida; Opisthorchiidae. The transcript is spliced from 8 exons.